AUGCAAACCACUCACGCCCGAAAGGGCUGGAUGGGAUCAAGGGCUCCUCAGCCGUUUGGGGGGGGGUGCAGGGUGCACGCGGGACGCGCUGCUCUUGCCAUGGAGGCCCGCUGGGCCGCCCCACGACUGGCCACGUCGGCCUCCCGCGGGAGGCUCUCCGUGUCGCCAAUGCGUGCGCGGCCCGACGGCCACGUCCUGCGCCAGGCCUCGUCGCCUCUGCGGAGGCCUGCGGCGCCGAGCCACCCAGGGCCCGCCCGCAUGAGCUCCUCUCCGCAGGGGGCCCCGCACCCGGCGCCCAACGGCGUCGCCUUGGGUGGCGGCUUGGCUGCGGUGGUUUGUUGGCCUGGGCAGCAUCCCGCGCCCCUCGAGGUGCCCCCUGCGGCACAGGCAGCGCCGCAUGCAGCAGCCAGCCCCGCCAGGCUGCACUCGCCGGUGAGGCGCGCCGCCGCAGUGCGCGCCAUCCAGGUUCCGGUGCGGCAGGUCUCCCUCGGGCAGCCUCCCGUGCGGCAGAUGGCCCGGACAGAGAGCCAGGCCCACAUGGAGCGCAGGCGUCCAGAGGUGCAGACCCCCCAGUCAGCGCCACAGCCUCCUGUGCGGCAGCUGGCCCGCACAGAGAGCCAAGCCCACUUGGAGCGCAGACGCCCACAGGUGCAGACCCCCCAGCCAGCACCGGCGGCCGCCAGUGAGCACGCGAGCUGGCCGAGCAAGCCAACAUCCAGUGCCAGCGUCCUGGCGCCCAACGGCCGGGGUCUCGCCGCUGCAGGCGUGGCGCGUGCGCCCCGCCGCGCCCGUCAGCUGGUGCGCCGCGGUGCCGCUGCGCGGCGCCGUGGCCGUGGCCGUGGAGGCCCGCCCGUGCAGGACUUGGGCGCCAGAGGAGUCGGGUCAGCCGAGCCGGGUGCGACGCGGCCUACUUCGGGGACUCGUGCGCGUCGACGUCCGCCGCAGGCAGCUCCGCCGAGGACGUCCCGGGGGGCCCCGCUGCGGCGGAAGCAGGCGCGGUUGGGCCCGCGGCGAGGCAGGCGCCUUCAGAGGUUCCAGAUUGCUCCGACGGCGAGCUCUUCGAGGAGGCACGGCGCGUGCUGCGCGGGCUUGUGGCCCCAGAGCUCCUGGACCGGCUGA
This is a messenger RNA of Prorocentrum cordatum, 1119 nucleotides long. Lineage: Eukaryota; Dinophyceae; Prorocentrales; Prorocentraceae. The record is from the annotation of a GenBank genome assembly.